AUGGAAAACUCUGUAAACAAUACGACAACUUCUGGGCCUUCAUUUAAGGAUAAGGCCCGAUUAGCAUGGAAUGACCUCAUUGGUGACUCCAACCCUAUAAUGAAGAUAGUCGGCAUCAUUGGCGCCUUCUUAAUCGUCCUCAUUGCAUUCUUCGGCUUCUUCAGGGUCUUCAACUCGGAUGAGGCUGGACAGAAACAGUACGCCAAGGCUUUCAUCGAGAAGGAAAAGAGAGACCAGUGGGAGCAAAACCAAAAAUGGCAGGAGCGGCGCAACCACAGGGCUGUCGUCGCUGCUAGUGCUAAAGAGGAACGUGUGAUGAGGGAGAACUACGUCAUUUUCACCGGGGAAAAGGGAGAGGAAAACUACGUUGAGGGGGAAGAGGCAGGGUGGUAUUACUGUCGUCUUUGUAAGAAGAAGUCGGCCACUUUUGAGAUGCUCGAGAUUCAUAUUGGCUCUAAGGUGCUGAUCUGUGCUCAGCCUUUCCUGCGUUAUAUCAUGAACCUAGCAGGACCACGCCAAGCGAGUCAGCUGCCCAGAAUGUCUACCUCUGAGAGCAGUUCAGCAGCGGGUGGAGAUAGUGACGUGUAUGCUACCGCAGCAGCCCGAGGAAAGGAUGGUGAGAAGGCCAGCGACGGUAGCAAGAUUCUUGCCAGAGGGGACGUCUCCUAUGGAUGGCCACAGAUCGUCUCAGUAGCGUCUGUCGAGGGUCAUAUGCUAGGCCAGAACCAUCAGAAAAACUGUGAUAACUACAAACUGCCCCGCUACCGUCAGGGUGGAGGGCCGGAACAAGCGGAGAUAGUCUUAGAUUUCGAUGCACAUCUCGGCACCAAGAAAGCGAAGAACCCCAGUCGCCCACUUUACAGCAUCGGCUAUGCCAAGAUCGCUGAUGCAAGCGAAGAGUAA
Messenger RNA from Perkinsus marinus ATCC 50983, 903 nucleotides. RefSeq lists its product as hypothetical. The transcript has 9 exons. NCBI's taxonomy places the organism in Eukaryota, Perkinsozoa, Perkinsida, Perkinsidae. The record is from RefSeq and is a predicted model, not a curated record. The coding region runs from base 1 to 903 and encodes 300 amino acids.